UUCGGGAAAAGGCUGAUUGUCAGGUAGCGGUCCAGCUAACUUCAGAGCUAACUAUGCCUGGGAAAUGUAAAUUUCAGGACACCUGGCUGGCUAAGGACAUUUAUAAGGACUGGCUGGUUAAGGACAUGCACGAUAUUCACUUCGCCCGAUGUAGAGCCUGUUGUAGAUCAAUCAAACUCCAGACAAUGGGCGAGGCUGCGCUCACCAGCCACGCAGGAGGAGCUGGACACAAAGCUGCGGUGCGCAAGCUAAUGGAAGGUACUUUAAUGGUGGUGAAUGUAGAUGAUGAGAUAAAUGGCAGCGAUAAUCAGACUGAGGAAAGCAAGGAGCAAGUGGCCAUCUGCCUCCAGCGUGAUGCCUUGGACAGAAUAGCAGGCAGCAACUGGUCAGAUGUGCACCACAUUCCCACUACAAACUCCACAUCCCACAAUGCAGAGCUACCGGAUGUGGCAUUUCACUCUGCCUACUUCACAGCACCAGGCACGUCCAGGCUUGUCAGUCAUCGUCUCCAGUCAUCAGGCAGCGACACGGAGGAGGCUGGCAGCCACCGCUUGAUUCAGCAUGACUCCAUAGACCUGGCGAGAGCGGAGCACCAGCAGAGAACAGAGACCCUGGAGCAGCAGCAGCAGAUGAAGAUCUUGGAGUGGGAGAACAGGAUGAAGGUGCUGGCGUGUGAGCAGGAGCUGGUGAGGGAGAAGAGGAGAGCAGUUCGGCAGAAAGAGAAGGCCUUCAGGAUGAAGAAAGCGUACUAUAAAGCCAAGCUAAAAAAGAUGGGGGAGGACGUGCCACCGUCUUCCUCCAGCAGCAACGAUGAAGAGGAAAAAAACAUCUGAUCCAAUACAGUAAACUGACAACAACAUAUCUGUUUUUAUUUGUGCUUAUUGCACUCAUGUCUUCUUCUGUCAUUGAAUUGUUACUAUUUUUAUACCGUGCAUUGUUUUUGUACAUAAAUGCAGUGACUUCGCUGUUUUUACACAGAGAGAAAAAUUACUUUCCAUUGGGUAAGACUGAAUAAGAUAUUUGAAAAUGUUAAAAUAGAUGAAAUAGAAGUACUGCAGGUUCAAAACAGAAAUACAAUUGUUUCAUGCUACUCAAAAGUACCAACACAGUGGUGGAACUAACCACCACUCUGUCUCCAAUGUGAUGACUGUGUCUUCUCACACAUGGCUUUCAGAAAGAAUUAAGGUUCAAAGUCAACUGUACAACUGAAAAGAACUGAAAAGAGGUGACAUAUUGUAGAAAAGAGCUGCAAUUUACAUGAUGAUAUAAAUGUUAUAAAGAUUUACUUCAGAAAUCAACUGACAGUGUUAAUAUAAUUAUCACACUGUGUGUUUUAGACAUUCAUUUAGCAUAGAAUGGCUUUAAUAUUCAAAUUCACACAUGUUCUAAGAAUAGUAUUUUAAAAAUGUAUUGAGAUCUAAUCACUACAAAUGUAGAAAACAUUUUCAAAUGAACAAUCCUUUUCACACAUUAUUGUUGAAGCUGCGUCUUCAGUGUAUGUUCAAGAGAAUGUUUGCUUAAAUGUUUUUUGUUUUGCUUCCUAAAUAAAUGUAAUUAGUGGAGAAACACACAGCAUGGCCACACAAGUAUGUGGACACUAAUAAUAUCUGCAUGUUUGGUUGUUGAAUAUGGGGAAACCACUGAAAUUCAUAUGCUCACAAAAGUAUUGGUGAAUGUGGACUGACAUUAGACAAUAAGACCUGGCUUUCAGUCAUGUGAUGUAUGGAGUCAAAAAUGAUACUUAGACUGAUUUAGACUGGGAAGUUGUUUCCUGUCACUCAUAAGUGUCCACAUAGACUUAAAAUACACAGGAACUCUGACAGAGGCCAGGUCUUUCAGUUUCCCCCCCCAAAAAUACACAUUUUGGGAAAAACACCACAUCUAGUGUAGCAACAAGAGUUAACAGUGCUAACAAAAAAACUAAUAUAUUUUAAGACUGAAAUAAACCAGAAUAGACAACCAUAUGUGGUUUUAUAGUUAGCUAUGGGCUGUAAGUAUCUCUGGGUCUCUUAGCUUAGCUUGGGCAAGCUAAUAAGCUGCAAAGCUAAUGCAUAAAGGAAUAUACCUGUUUUCAUUGAACAUCCAGUUUUUGUUGCAUCUUAAUUUCUGUAUUAUGAUAUCUGUCAUGAUGGAUUAAAGUUUACAGCCCAAUAUCUG
Solea senegalensis (Senegalese sole) is the source of this 2157-nucleotide messenger RNA. RefSeq lists its product as uncharacterized. Bases 54 to 833 code for a protein of 259 amino acids. The transcript has 4 exons. NCBI's taxonomy places the organism in Eukaryota, Metazoa, Chordata, Actinopteri, Pleuronectiformes, Soleidae. The record is from RefSeq and is a predicted model, not a curated record.